Messenger RNA from Phyllostomus discolor (pale spear-nosed bat), 2715 nucleotides. Its product is annotated as MAPK-interacting and spindle-stabilizing protein-like. Lineage: Eukaryota; Metazoa; Chordata; Mammalia; Chiroptera; Phyllostomidae. The record is from RefSeq and is a predicted model, not a curated record.
GGCAGGGCACAAUAUCACUCUCCUUUUCUUCCAGAUGCACGUUUGGUGGUGGCUUCUUUUUUGUCGGAGUCCAUGAGGUUGGGAGAGGGGUGUUCUCUUGUGCUGAUUCACUUGUGCCGCAGCCAUUCUGUUCUUGUGUGUUGGGGAAGGAGGAUCUGGUGAAGGCAGGAUAAAUCAGAUCCUGAUUAGUGGGGAGUUUCCCAAAUACUUUUAAUAGUUGGGUUAGGCUGCUGGAAAUUCUUCAGAAGAGAAAACAGCUGUUCACUGCUUCCACUGAGAAAAUGUCAAACGUGCAUUAACUACUGGAGGACUGAGCAAUGAAAGGGUUAGCCGGUUCAGGCCAAUGAUCCACGCGUGGCAGUGUUCACUCUUGUGAUAGGUGCUGGGCUGUCUCUGUGCAACACACUCUACUCAGGUCCAGGGCUGCAAUGGCACACACAGGAGAUGCGGUUCCUUCCCUCGUGGCAUAUCAUAGAGAAACUGAUGCAUGUACACACAGCAAAGGUAAGAGCGUACAGAAAAUUAGCAAUUGCGCUAAGUACUACGAAGAAAAAGAAGAUUGUUCACUCACUGUUAGUUGUGUUAGUAUCUUGAAUGAACGCAUGGUUGAAUUGAACUACAAAUAGCAGCCAGUGUUGUUGCCACGUAUGUAGUAUCAGAAACAGUACUGGUCUUACAUUGUUUAAUUUCUGCUAAUGUAUAAAUUCUGCUAAUAGUAUAUCUUGAUCUAAAUUUAUAAUGGUAGUGCGCGCUGUUGGUGCUGGUGCUGCCGCUUCCACUGCUGGUGCCGUCACCGCCACUGUCAGCCAGGCUGCUCUUGGUUCUUCAGCCCUCGGUUUCCUCAGGUCCGUCAAUGCUUCUGGAUCUUGCUGGAAAAAUGAUGAAUUUUCAUUGGCAGAUGCGCUACCUGACCACUCCCCUGCCAGACCCUCUGCAGUGAACAAUACUAAACCUGGCCAACCUCCUCAAGGCUGGCCAGGUUCCAACCCUUGGCAUAACCCAGGUGCUCCACCUUCUGUGCCAUCUGGACUCCUACCAAGCGCAACACCCUCCACGGUGCCUUUUGGACCAGCACCAACAGGAAUGUGUCCCACUGUGCCUCCCACUGGACCACCUCCAGGACCCCCAGCAGCCUUUCCUCCUACUGGAUCAUCAUGCCCCCCACCUCAUGGUCCUUAUCCAGCCCCAGCUAUGCCAGGUCCUGGCCCCACAGGGCCAUGUCCUACACCAAAUAUGCCCUUUCCAGAGCUUCUGAGACCAUAUGGUGCACCCGCUGAUCCAGCUGCAGCUGGUCUGUUAGGGCCAUGAUCCAUGUCUUCUGGACCUUGGGCACCAGGAAUCGGGGAGUAUCCUACCCCUAAUUUGCCACAUCCAUCUCCAGGGCCGUAUCCUGCACCUUCUCCUCCCCAAGCACCAGCAGCAGCACCACCUGUUCCGUGGGGCACCGUUCCACCAGGGGCCUGGGGACCACCAGCACCAUAUCCUGCGCCUGCAGGAUCCUAUUCCACACCAGGCCUCUAUCCCACUCCCAAUGAUCCUUUCCAAGUGCCUUCGGGACCUUCUGGUGCUCCACCAGUGCCUGGUGGUCCCCAUUCUUACCUUGAAGUUAAUGGACGAAGAGAUGGCGCUUUGCUUUUUGAAGUACAUAUAUAUGCACAUGAAUGCAUAUAUAAAAAUUGCUGGUUUCACUGUUACAGGGCAUUCAUGAACAACAUUUGCAUCUCAGAAGGUAAUCUGCCUCUUGUGCUUGAUUUAUAAUAUAUUGGAUACAAUCAGAUAAAAAUGUAAAAGUAAAUCAUUAAAAUGUGAUUUUUAUUGAGUUUUUAUGGAAAGUUAAAGUAAGUGUAUUGAAUAUCUCUGAUACAAUUUAGAACAAAUUUUAGAUUUGUUUAUAUUGUGUAACUACACACUUAAAAAUCUAAGAUGUGGAUUAUUGGUAGAAUCUGCAACUUCAUUGGUAAAUUACUUAAAGUAUUUUUCUAUAGUCACUUCUUCCCUAAAUACACUUUGAAAAUAAAAAGAUAAAAAUAAACUUAUAAUGGUAGAAUACAGUCUUUGCCUACAAGUAGAUACACAGUGCAAAGGUACAGGCCAGUGUCUUUCCAUACAGUUUAGUUUCAGGUGCGUAUUGGGCCCUUGAAAUGUGGGUACUCCAAAUUGAGAUGUGGUGUCAGUAUAAAAUACACACCAAGUUUUGAAGAUGUACAAAGAAAGAAUAUAAAUAUCUCAGUUUGUAUAUUGGUGAAAUUAUACUAGUUUUGGUAUAGUGGGUUAAAUAAAAUGUUAAAAUUGUUUUUUUUUCCAGUUUUUUAAAACUUUUUCUUUGCUAAAAGAUUUAAAAUUGCACAUGAGGCUCACAUUAUCUUUCUUCUGGACAGCACUGGUUUAAAGAGAGGAUGAGUGGGAAGCAGUUGAAAACAAGCUGUAUCCUCAGGGUUUGUUAUUGUGGUAUACCCAGAAAAGGUUCAUAGAUGCUUCCUUACAUUUUAAAAAUUUGAAUACAUCAUUGUAAUCGUGUCUGGCAACAUAGAAAAUUAAUUUUUAGUGAAGCAAUUUCCCUUUCAUAAGUACCAAGGAAACUUCAAAUUUAUGCUAUUCAUAGAAAAAUACAUUGUGGCUUAUCAAUGGGAGCAAAUUCCCACGUGGUAUAUCUUUUCAGUUGGUGCUUCAGUCAUUCAUGUCCUAUACAAUUCAAAAUAAUUUGCUUUUUUGAAG